UUCAUUAUGUCCGACUCGAAGAGUGUUCAGUGCUACGGCCGCAAGAAAACCGCCACUGCCGUUGCUCACUGCAAGGCCGGCAAGGGUCUCAUCCGCCUCAAUGGUUCCCCUCUUGAGCUUGUUGAACCCGAUAUCUUGAAGUUCAAGGUCUACGAGCCCAUCCUCCGCGUCGGCUCUGACAAGUUCGCUAACGUUGACAUUCGCAUUCGCGUCAAGGGAGGUGGACACACUUCUCAGAUCUAUGCUAUUCGUCAGGCCCUUGCCAAGUCCAUUGUCGCCUACUAUCAAAAGUACGUCGAUGAGGCCUCCAAGAACGAGCUUAAGCAGAUCUUCCUCCAGUAUGAUCGUACUCUUCUCGUUGCUGACCCCCGUCGCUGCGAACCCAAGAAGUUCGGUGGUGCUGGUGCCCGUGCCAGAUACCAGAAGUCUUACCGUUAAAUGGUAUCGACUCUUGGGGUUGGCGCGCGACUCAUUUUUAUUUGCAACCAGUUCAGGACAUAUGUGGAGAAGUCUCUUUUGGAGUAUUUUUUCCUCUUUUCUUUUUGAUCGUUCAGUUGUGAGUAAGAAGGAUCGCUCUCCUACCAAAAUAAAGCAUCUUAUCCAUAACAGGAAUUGAACAAUCUUGGCAUAUGAAUGCAUCGUCUAGAGUAGUCUUUUUUCAGUAAAGAAGGUUGUAGAUUUGUAUACGAAAC
This is a messenger RNA of Lobosporangium transversale, 692 nucleotides long. RefSeq names its product ribosomal protein S9. Lineage: Eukaryota; Fungi; Mortierellomycota; Mortierellomycetes; Mortierellales; Mortierellaceae. The transcript has 3 exons. Gene Ontology annotation, cellular component: cytosolic small ribosomal subunit; ribosome. The coding region runs from base 7 to 438 and encodes 143 amino acids. The record is from RefSeq and is a predicted model, not a curated record. Gene Ontology annotation, molecular function: RNA binding; structural constituent of ribosome. Gene Ontology annotation, biological process: maturation of SSU-rRNA from tricistronic rRNA transcript (SSU-rRNA, 5.8S rRNA, LSU-rRNA); translation.